Messenger RNA from Ictalurus punctatus (channel catfish), 942 nucleotides. Its product is annotated as alpha-crystallin B chain. Gene Ontology annotation, molecular function: protein folding chaperone; structural constituent of eye lens. Lineage: Eukaryota; Metazoa; Chordata; Actinopteri; Siluriformes; Ictaluridae. The transcript is spliced from 3 exons. The record is from RefSeq and is a predicted model, not a curated record. Bases 1 to 504 code for a protein of 167 amino acids. Gene Ontology annotation, biological process: protein refolding; response to heat.
AUGGACAGGCUAAUUCAGAGUCUUUGGUUUUGCCGGUCCCUUUUCCCCGCAUUCUUCCCACUGCGGAUCUUUGACCAGCACUUUUGGGAUCAGUGGGACAGUGAAUUUUUUGCACCUUUCCACUCCCUGUUUUACUACCAACCUUAUUUCAGCCGUCAUCGAAGUUGGUGGGACACUGGCAUGUCAGAGGUAAAAAAAGGUAAAGACCACUUUGUAAUUAACUUGGAUGUGAAGCACUUCGACCCUGAAGAGCUGUCAGUCAAGAUCAGUGAUGAGUAUGUAAAUAUUUGUGGAAAACAUAAGGAGCGAGAGGACGAGCAAGGAUAUGUGGCAAGGGAGUUUUUCAGGAAGUAUAAGGUGCCAGCAGGAGUCGACUCAAAGACCUUCACCUCCUGUCUGUCAUCUGAUGGUGUACUGAGUAUCUGUGCUCCCCGGAACCUGCAGGAUCUUGCUGUGCGCAGCAUUCCUAUUACCUGUGAGGAGAAGGUUUCUGCACCAAGGUAAACCCCUGUCCAGAGGCUUCUAUCUCAUCUCAUUUACAUACUGCUUCUCUUACUGUUCAUCGUUCUAAUGGUUCACUUCUUCUGAAGCUACAGCCUAUACAAACAUACAUACACAUUUCAAAUAGAACUGACCUUAGCUUUCACUGGAAGAUAUUUAAUCCCCAAAUGCAAUUUAAUUGAAACCAUGUUGCUUUACAAUUCAAAUAAACAAUUCAGUGAAAAUAUGAAAGGCUAAAAAAAUCUUAGAGUGGUGAUUGCCAGAGUGCUUUGGACCCAACAUGUGGAAAUUACUGUAGUGUUCAAAGUAUUAUAGAGGCUUUGUAGAUUUGUAUGUCAGUCAAUUACAGUGUUUAAUGGCACUGCAGCACUAGCAACACUAUGCUCUUUAACUAAAUCAGUUCAAGUAAGGUCAGUUCUUGUACAAGCUAAAGGCAUAACU